Messenger RNA from Gossypium arboreum, 1369 nucleotides. RefSeq names its product ubiquinol oxidase, mitochondrial-like. Gene Ontology annotation, biological process: alternative respiration. Lineage: Eukaryota; Viridiplantae; Streptophyta; Magnoliopsida; Malvales; Malvaceae. Gene Ontology annotation, molecular function: alternative oxidase activity. Gene Ontology annotation, cellular component: mitochondrion. The transcript is spliced from 4 exons. The record is from RefSeq and is a predicted model, not a curated record. The coding region runs from base 159 to 1175 and encodes 338 amino acids.
AGGUUGACGCUUUUUCAAAUAUCUGAUCUGCGUAUGAAGCUCACUAACAUCAACUAUUUCCCCUUCUUCGCUCCAUAUUAUAUAACCUCCACGCUUUUAUUCGAUUUCCACAAAUUCAUCAUCAAAAUAAAACGAAACGAAAAAAGAGAGGGAAGAAAAUGAAUCGUUUUAUAGUAAGGUCGGUGAUGCAGAGCCACCUGAGCCAUGGCCGAAGCAUCAGCAACGGUCACAUUUGCAGCUCCGCCAUAGUUGAGAGAAGCUUGGAGUUGAGCGGACAACAUAACGUUGUGACGCUUGUAAGAUUUGAAUGGAGAAGGAUGAUGAGCUCUACUCCUGCUUCUGUGGGAAAUGCGUCUUCUGGAAGGGAAGAGAAAAUGGAGAACUCAGUGACGGAAGAGACGAAGGGAAAGGAUUCGUCGGCGUUAAGUUAUUGGGGGAUUUCUAGACCUAAGAUCACCAGAACGGACGGCACCGACUGGCCCUGGAAUUGUUUCAUGCCAUGGGAAACUUACAGCGCAGAGCUGUCAAUUGACUUGAAAAAGCGUCAUGUCCCAAAGAACUUCGUUGAUAAAUUCGCUUUCUGGACUGUUAAACUCCUUCGCCUUCCUACAGAUAUCUUCUUCCAGAGACGAUACGGCUCUCGAGCUAUGAUGCUGGAAACAGUAGCGGCCGUCCCUGGCAUGGUUGGAGGGAUGCUUCUGCAUUUGAAAUCUCUCCGUAAGUUCCAACAAAGUGGUGGUUGGAUCAAAGCGUUGCUUGAAGAAGCAGAGAACGAGAGGAUGCAUUUAAUGACAAUGGUGGAGCUUGUGAAACCCAAGUGGUAUGAAAGGCUUCUUGUUCUAACUGUGCAGGGAGUCUUCUUCAAUGCUUUCUUUGUUCUGUAUAUGCUUUCACCCAAAUUGGCACAUAGAAUUGUUGGGUAUUUGGAGGAGGAAGCCAUUCACUCGUAUACAGAGUACUUGAAGGACAUUGAAAGUGGUGCAAUAGAAAAUGUUGCAGCCCCUGCCAUUGCAAUAGAUUAUUGGAGAUUGCCUAAAGAUGCUAGGUUGAAGGAGGUUAUAACUGUAAUUCGUGCUGAUGAAGCUCACCAUAGGGACGUAAACCAUUUCGCUUCUGAUAUUCAUUUUGCCGGAAAGGAAUUGAAAGCCGCGCCUGCUCCUCUUGGUUAUCAUUAAGACUUCAUGUUGUGGAUCGUGAAGAUUCUUUAAAAGGUUCGUGCUUGAUGCAAACUUGAAUUAUAUUUAUCUAUGUUUUUGUAUAAAUUGAGGACCACGAUGAAUUGUAUUAACGAUAAUAAUUGCAAAGUAUGGCUUACACUGUUGGCAUUUUCUCAGCUACCAUAUAUCUUUCUUCUCUUUGGUUUCAUAAA